This is a messenger RNA of Haliotis rufescens (red abalone), 3383 nucleotides long. Its product is annotated as gamma-aminobutyric acid type B receptor subunit 2-like. The transcript has 19 exons. Gene Ontology annotation, molecular function: G protein-coupled GABA receptor activity. Gene Ontology annotation, cellular component: G protein-coupled receptor heterodimeric complex; membrane. Lineage: Eukaryota; Metazoa; Mollusca; Gastropoda; Lepetellida; Haliotidae. Gene Ontology annotation, biological process: gamma-aminobutyric acid signaling pathway; G protein-coupled receptor signaling pathway. Bases 232 to 2547 code for a protein of 771 amino acids. The record is from RefSeq and is a predicted model, not a curated record.
GAUUGGUUCGAUUAUCCCAUAGGGAGGCAUUCGCGUUUGGUUGGUAUACACAUUAGCGUUUGUUCUCGUUCCUUGUAACACACAAGCAUAAACGUUCAUUUCAUACCAGCUUUUGAGACUUAAACAUGCAUUGCUGACGUACACGACGGAAAAGCUGAAUUUCGUGCCAUUUUGUUUGCCUAAAAAGUAAUGCUUCUGAUAUAAUCUAAAGUUAUAUUGCUUUCGGGGGAAAUGGGAACAAGCGGCACUUUGCGAGUUGUCGUCUGCUUCAUGCUGACGCUGGCAUUUGCGGAGAAAACUCCUCUUUACAUUGGCGGGUUUUUCCCAAUGACUGGACCGAACUCGAAUGAGGGACAGACAACCCUUCCCGCCGUCCAGUACGCCAUUGACAUGGUCAACAAUAGAACGGACAUCCUUCCCGACCACGAGAUUGUGUUGGUGUGGAACGACACACAGGGCAGCAACACCGUGAGCAUGAAGCUCCUGUUCGACCUCAUUCAAACCCCGCCGAAGAAGCUGAUGCUGCUUGGACCGGUCAUGCCCAAGAUGGCGGCACAUGUUGCUGAAGCUGCCACCGCCUGGAAUUUACUUCAGAUGUCAUUCGGAGCUCGGACACCGGACCUCAACUGCCGAACCCGUUUCCCCUACUUCUACCGAACUCUGGGACCAGAUCAAGUGUUCAACCCUGCCAAGGUGGCUCUGUUCCAACAUUUCCAAUGGAAACGCGUGGCCUGUCUGUACGAAGAUGACAAGUAUAAGAUUUAUUCAACGGCGAAGGAUCACUUCGUGGAUCUAUGGAAAGCUGGCGGUAAUGAGAUUGUGGCGUCCGAAUGUAUCACCGACACCGGUGCUUCUCUCGACAAACUCAAGCAACAUGAUGCCAGGGUUAUCGUGGCCAACAUACCCGUCAACAAAGCCAAGCAGGUCUUCUGUGAGGCAUACGCACGCGGAAUGUGCGGGAAGAAGUAUGUGUGGGUGAUGCUAGGGUGGGAGGCCGGUAGCUGGUGGGACAACCCCUCCAUCCCCUGCACCUGCUCAACCCAGGAGCUCAAGGAGAUCACUGAUGGCAUGAUAAUGAUGGACUUCAUGCACAGCGAUGUAGGGACACAGGAAGCAUUUGACGUGAAUCCGACUGAUUUCGAAGCAUACAUACGCCAGAAGUCAUCCUAUUACGAUAAGUAUGCAAGCUACGCCUUCGAUGGAGCGAUGAGCCUCGCUUUGACUCUCGACCAAGCGGCUAAAGAAGGCGUAACUCUCGAGACCUUCUGUUACAAGAACGAAACGUAUGUGCGUACGUUCUCGCGCAUCAUGUCGGAUCUCGUGUUCUAUGGACUUACGGGUAAAAUAGGAUAUGACGCCAAAGGGAACAGGAAGGGACACACUUCAAUCACGCAGAUACAAGGGGAUGAAAGGAAACUGAUAGGAAAGUACUGUCCAUUUGAUAAGAAACUGACGCUGUAUGACGACACUCCCAUCAAGUGGAGAGGGGGUGGCAUUCCAAAAGACGGAUUCUCGCGCGAGAGGAGGACACAACACUUACCACACGGGGCUCUUGUUGCGUUUGUGUGUAUCGGGGUAACUGGGGCCCUGGUUUGUGUGGCGUUCCUCAUCUUCAACAUCAAGAACAGGAAGCAUGGCUACAUCAAACUCUCCGCGCCUGCUAUAAACAAUGCCAUCCUAAUUGGGUGCAUCUUGGCCUAUAGUGCUCUGAUCCUUAAUGGUGUGGACGGUCGAGUCGUCGUACCUGACAACCUUGGCCUUGUCUGUAAUGUCCGGGUGGUUGUGUUGGCCAUGGCGUUUACAAUUGCGUUUGGGGCGAUGUUCACAAAGACUUGGCGACUGCAUCAGAUCGUGGCUAACAAAACAGCAUGCAAACGGGUUGUUAAGGACUUAGGCUUGGUGACCAGCAUUGCGACGCUAUUGGGAAUAGAUGGGAUAAUUCUCAUCACUUGGUUCACUCAAGAUCCCCUCGACCGCUCCAUCAUCAAGCUGCCGGAACAGUCGGACCCAUCUGAUAGCGACCGCCUGAUUCAGCCACUGCUUGAAGUCUGCUCGUGCAAAUAUGGAGGUUACUGGGUGGCGGUUCUUCUGGCAUUCAAGGGCUUGCUACUGCUGUUUGGACUGUUUCUCACCUGGCAGACACGUCACAUCUCUAUUGAUGCUAUCAAUGACAGCAGGUACAGCCGAAUGAGUGUGUACACCGUGGCCCUGGUAUCACUGAUUGGUGUUCCCGUCUUCUACCUCCUGGGGGUGAACAACAUCGCCGCUGUUUACGUCAUCUCUCCAAUCUGCAUCAUCGUGUGUUCGUCCGUAACCAUCAGCCUGAUAUUUGUCCCAAAGAUGCACGCUGUGUGGAAGGACCCUAACGGCGUCAUCGACAACAAGCUGCUGAGCGGGGUCGAUGUUAAGCAGGUUGUCCCCAUUGACACUCUCACCCAGAAGAUGGAGACAAGGUCCCGACUGGAGGUCUUGCUGUUGGAGAAGGAGUCACGUAUCCAGCAACUGGAACAAGCCCUGAACAGCUCCCUCACAUCCAGUACAGCCUGAACGACUCCCUCACACAGUACAGCCUGAGCGACUCCCUCACAUCCAGUACAGCCUGAACGACUCCCUCACAUCCAGUACAGCCUGAACGACUCCCUCACAUCCAGUACAGCCUGAACGACUCCCUCACACCCAGUACAGCCUGAACGACUCUCUCACAUCCAGUACAGCAUGAACGACUCCCUCACAUCCAGUACAGACUGAACGACUCUCUCACAUCCAGUACAGCCUGAACGACUCCCUCACAUCCAGUACAGCCUGAACGACUCCCUCACAUCCAGUACAGCCUGAACGACUCUCUCACAUCCAGUACAGCCUGAACGACUCCCUCACAUCCAGUACAGCCUGAACGACUCCCUCACAUCCAGUACAGCCUGAACGACUCCCUCACAUCCAGUACAGCCUGAACGACUCCCUCACACCCAGUACAGCCUGAACGACUCCCUCACAUCCAGUACAGCCUGAACGACUCCCUCACAUCCAGUACAGCCUGAACGACUCCCUCACACCCAGUACAGCCUGAACGACUCCCUCACACCCAGUACAGCCUGAACGACUCCCUCACAUCCAGUACAGCCUGAACGACUCUCUCACAUCCAGUACAGCCUGAACGACUCCCUCACAUCCAGUACAGCCUGAACGACUCCCUCACAUCCAGUACAGGCUGAACGACUCCCUCACAUCCAGUACAGCCUGAACUCCCUCACAUCCAGUACAGCCUGAACGACUCCCUCACACAGUACAGCCUGAACGACUCUCUCACACCCAGCACAGCCUGAACUCCUUCACAUCCAGUACAGCCUGAAUGACUCCCUCACACAGUACAGCCUGAACGACUC